CACUCUCACAUACACACUCACACAUUCACACACACACUGACAGAGCACAUUUACAGACGUCUCUGUGCUGACAAUGAAGCAACCCCGGGCAGGAAACACAACAGGAAGAGGGGCGGCGAGUAUGUAAAACUGCUGUCUAAUCGCCCUGAGGAACUUCAGUAACUCUGCGAAAGAUGGACUGUGAUGGAGGUGCUGAGACGAAGACUUACAAGACCACCAUUACCAUGGAGAUCAAGCCAGCAAGAGAGUCUCCAGCUGCAGGAUGUGGGGUGAGGAGCAAGGAGAACGGCACAGCAAAGAAAGACAAAGAAAAUACAGAUGUGGACACAUGUAAAGCUGUCAAACCCAGGAGGAGAUCCGGCAGUGGAGCAGCAGGCCCUGUGGUUGAGUUCGUGGACCCUGUCGAGAAGGUGCAGGUGUGUGUUGGGGAGACGGCACAGCUUUCCUGCUCCUACAGCUGUUCGGGGCCUUCGGCGUCCUGCUGGAUCCACAACAAGAAAAAGGUCGUGGUGGACGGCGAUCGCACAUGCAUAGAGAGCAGCACUACUGGCAGCGUCUUGACCAUUUCUAAAGUGCUUCCUGUGGACGUAGGAAGCUACACGCUCUUUGUUCGAACUCGACACGGCCUCGCUCAACAUACAGUCGUUCUCAGCAUUAGAGAUCGGCCGGAACGCCCAGCGUCGUGUCCAUUUGUCUCCCAGCUGACUCGCAGUUCUUUGGUUCUGUCCUGGAGUGGACCGGGUUACGAUGGCGGUUCACAAAUCACAGAUUAUGUCGUAGAGAUGAAAAGUGUUGGUCCAGGUGAAUCCGAGGACUGGAGCGUGCUCACUUCGCAGUGUAAGGACACCACGUACCGGGUUCGCUCUGGACUUCGCGCGCAGGGCGAGUACCGCUUCCGAGUACGAGCCUGCAACGCCGUGGGGGUCAGCGACCCCAGUGAAGAGUCGGACUCCAUUAAGAUGGAUACAGCAGUCGAGCCACAGGAGAAGAUUCUCGCGCAAGGCGAUGUCAUUAUUGACACUGUGCACAAGGUCAAAGACUGUUAUGACAUCCAUGAAAAGCUGGGAGUAGGGAAGUUUGGCCAGGUGUUCCGGCUGACCCACAAGGAGACAGGACGCGUGUGUGCCGGAAAGUUCUACCGUGCGAUCGGGUCCAAGGAUAAAGAUGCAGCCAGAGAAGAGAUCAAACUGAUGAAGGAGCUACACCAUCCGAAACUGGUGCAGUGCCUGGGCGCGUUCGACACCCGCUCGGAGAUUGCAUUGAUCAUGGAGUACAUCGCCGGCGGUGAGCUCUUCGAGCGCAUCGUGGACGAUAACUUCGAGCACACGGAGCCCAACAGCAUGCAGUACAUGCGGCAGAUCCUGGAGGGCGUCCUGUAUCUUCACCGCAAAAAAAUCGUCCACCUCGACCUGAAACCCGAGAACAUAGUGUGCCUCAACGCCACCGGGACACUUAUAAAGAUCAUCGACUUUGGCCUGGCUAGGAAACUCGAACCCGGAAACCCUCUGAGGGUGAUGCACGGCACGCCCGAGUUUGUGGCUCCAGAGGUGGUCGGCUACGAGCCCGUGGAUCUGGCAACGGACAUGUGGAGCAUCGGGGUGAUCUGCUACAUCCUACUGAGCGGAGAGUCGCCGUUUCAGGGAAGCACGGACGCUGAGACUCUCUCGCUGGUCACCGCCGCGACCUGGGAUUUCGACCCCGAGUUCGAGGACAUCACUGACGAGGCUAAGGAUUUUAUUUGCGAGCUGCUGAAGAAGAACAAAAGGGAGCGGCUGUCGUGCGAGCAGGCUUUGGCUCAUCCGUGGAUGGCCGCGUGCUCGAGGCGAGUCACAAAAACCCUCAACAAAGACAAGAUGCGGCGUUUCCUGGCCAGGCAAAGAUGGCAGAGAACCGGCAAAGCCGUGCUGGCGCUAAAGAGGAUGGCGAACCUGUCUAACAAGUCGGACACCUCGGAUUCUCAAUCUCCUUCCAGCCAGGUUAAUGACAAAAGUCUAGCGAAGGAGGCAGAAGAGGCAGUUCUGGCUCUGGAGACGCAGCUGAGGAGUGAGCCGAAUUUCCCACAAACCCUUCACGACCUUACAGAGCCAUGCGGCUCUACUGUACACAUGGCCUGCGUCGUCCAAGGUUAUCCUGACCCGGAAGUGGUGUGGCUACUUGGCAACGAGCCCCUCAAGGAGACGGACCGCAUGCAGAUCGAGUACAAAGCGGACGGGCUGUGUACGCUCACUCUGACCGAAGUGCAACCCAGUGAUUCUGGGACGUACCACAUUCGAGCCUCUAAUCACCUUGGGCAGGCGCUGUGUUCGGCGAGGCUCACUGUGGCCAACUAGAGGUGUGGAGCUGUAAUGAAGACGAGGCUGUGGACAAGAAAAAGCACUUCUUUUUUUUUUGUGAUUUGGAGCACGGCCUGCAGCGGAAAAAGGCAACUCGACUAAGGAUUUAAAGUCUUCACGGGUCACACGUUUCUUUUGAUGCACAAUUUACUGGACAUGGAGGGAUUUGUUCUGAAUUCACUUUUAUCACUUUAGGACACUUUUGUGUUUUAUUAUACGAGUUAAAUGUUCACAGCGUCCACUGAUAAGACACCUGGGCACCUGAUUAAGUUACCAUGUCGAUCUAAAGGUUCGACAUGCUUUUCUGCUCACUGUGUUUGUAGAGAGUGACUAUUCUGGUUACCGGAGCUUUCCGGUCAUCUUGAACCGGCAGCUCCUACCUCCCGCCGACAAGGUGCUUCUGCUCGCACUGGAACUGAACCCUGUGUGUGUGUGUAUGAAAAUUCCAUCACAGCAGCAGCUGCUGAAAUCCUAAACCCAGCCUCUCUGUCACUGAAAUCACAUUUCGACAGGACUGUAGCUGUUCAUGUUUAUGCAGUCGACUGGAUAAUUACACAAAUGCCAACAGGAAGUGGUUGAUGAGUGAGUGUUUGUACACAUAUUAAGCUGUAAUUUUAUAUAAACUUAUGACGAUGUGAGAUUUUCCUUUAAUAAAGAAUUUUAUUAUAUUAAUGUA
Messenger RNA from Clarias gariepinus (North African catfish), 3009 nucleotides. RefSeq names its product myosin light chain kinase, smooth muscle-like. The coding region runs from base 174 to 2330 and encodes 718 amino acids. Gene Ontology annotation, biological process: protein phosphorylation. The transcript is spliced from 14 exons. Lineage: Eukaryota; Metazoa; Chordata; Actinopteri; Siluriformes; Clariidae. Gene Ontology annotation, molecular function: protein binding; protein kinase activity; ATP binding. The record is from RefSeq and is a predicted model, not a curated record.